GAUAGAUUAGAUUUAGAAUUUAUUAACAUAAGAAAAAACGUAGACGUCUAGAUCAGGAUUUUAUUGAUCUAGUAGAAUCUAGAUCUAGUCUAGUCUACGAGAUUCUAAUGUAGACUAGAAAUCUAAUACAAACAAAACUUUUAUUUUUUAAGGUCACCGGAAGUGUAUUCGAGGCCGAACUAAGGUUAAUAAGGGUUUCGUGUUGAUAGGAAUACUAAUAGUGAUUAUAAAUUCCUAUCAUCAACAAAGAUUCUGGAGUAAAGAGAAGGCUGAACCAUGCUGCGACUGUGGCCUUUACGCCAAGUUGCUAAAGUUCAGAAUGUUUUAGGAGGAUUAACACAAAUAGCUACUAAAUCAACACAGCCAGCCCCUGCUCCAGAACUGGUUGAAGUAUUUAUUGAUGAUAAGCAAGUAUUUGUAGAACCAGGCACAACAGUUUUGCAGGCAUGUGCUGUGGCAGGCGUGGAAAUACCAAGAUUCUGUUAUCAUGACAGGCUCUCAAUUGCUGGCAACUGUCGAAUGUGUCUUGUUGAAGUAGAAAGGUCACCUAAACCUGUGGCAUCAUGUGCUAUGCCAGUGAUGAAAGGAAUGAAAGUUAAGACAGAUUCUCCAAUGACUCGUAAAGCAAGGGAAGGUGUCAUGGAGUUUUUAUUGAUGAAUCAUCCUUUAGACUGUCCUAUUUGUGAUCAGGGAGGUGAAUGUGACCUGCAGGACCAGUCCAUGGCCUUUGGUAGUGAUAGAAGUAGGUUCACAGAUAAUGCCUUCACAGGAAAACGUGCAGUAGAAGAUAAAAAUAUUGGCCCUCUCAUCAAAACCAUCAUGACUAGAUGCAUUCAGUGUACCAGGUGUAUAAGAUUUGCGAGUGAAAUAGCUGGUGUGGAUGAUCUGGGUACCAGUGGUAGAGGGACGGACAUGCAGGUUGGAACCUAUGUGGAGAAAAUGUUUAAAUCAGAGCUUUCUGGCAAUGUGAUUGACUUGUGUCCUGUAGGAGCUUUAACCUCGAAACCAUAUGCUUUCACUGCAAGACCAUGGGAGAUCAGGAAGGUAGAGAGCAUUGAUGUGAUGGAUGCUGUGGGAAGCAAUAUUGUUGUGGGCAUGAGAACUAAUGAAGUCAUGAGAGUACUGCCCAGAGUUAAUGAGGAUAUCAACGAAGAGUGGAUUUCAGACAAAACAAGAUUUGCUUAUGAUGGACUUAAACGCCAAAGGUUAACAACACCAUUUAUAAAUGUCGAUGGUCAGUUAGUACCAACAGACUGGGAGACUGCAUUUGUCAAAGUAGCAGAGAAGGUCAAGAAAGUGGAUCCCAAGUUAAUAGCUGGAGUAGCUGGGAGCACUGCUGAUGCUGAGGCCAUGGUUUGCUUGAAGGACAUGAUCAACCGUCUUGGAGGAGAGCUGCUCUGUACUGAAGACUCAUUCCCCUUGAAUCGCUCUGGCAUCGACUUCAGGUCUAAUUACAUCUUCAACACAACAAUAGGAGGCAUAGAACAGGCUGAUGUAGUUUUGCUGAUAGGCACAAAUCCAAGAUUAGAGGCGCCUUUGAUCAAUGCUCGUAUCAGGAAAACAUGGAUACACAGUGAAGUUUGUGUUGGGGUUCUUGGAGCUCCAGUCGACCUUUCUUAUGAAUAUCAAUAUCUUGGUGACAGUUUCAUAGUUUUGAAAGAUCUGGCUGCAGGCACUCACCCAAUGUGCAAAGCAUUGGCCAGUGCUAACAAACCAAUGAUUAUCUUGGGGACAGACUGCCUUCAGGGAACAGAGAAUGGAGUAAUUUAUAAUGCAGUAAAGGAUAUAGCAGAACGACUCAGGAAGAAUCUGAAACAUAAAGAUUGGAAAAUUUUCAAUUUAUUACAGAAGAAUGCUUCUCAAGUUGGUGCUCUGGACCUUGGUUAUCAGCCUGGUGUCUCAGGUUUAAAAGCACUCCAAGCUGAGCUGAUUUUCUUGUUGGGAGCAGACGCUGGCACUGUGUCCAAAGACAAGAUAAAUCCAUCUUCUUCUGUUAUUUAUAUUGGACAUCAUGGAGACUAUGGGGCUCAGAUAGCUGAUGUUGUUUUGCCUGCCGCAGCUUACACUGAAAAAGAUGCCAUCUAUGUGAACACAGAAGGAAGAGUCCAACUUGCCCGCCAAGCUGUGAACCCACCAGGCAUGGCAAGACAUGACUGGAAAAUUAUUCGAGCCUUAUCUGAGAUCUUAGGUGUUGCUUUGCCAUAUGACAAAUUGGCUGAUGUGCGUGCCAGGCUAGGUGAGAUUUCUCCAACAUUUGAUCAGCCAGGGCAAGUUAAUGAAUCUGGCUUUGAGGCUCAAGCUUACCAACUCCAAACAGAAAUCAAGGACCCUAUUGUCAACGUUAACACAGCCAUUUCCCCAACCAUGCUGAAACUGAAAGACUUCUACAUGACUGAUCCCAUUUCCAGAGCCUCCCUGACAAUGGCUAAGUGUAUCCAGGCAUGUAAGGAGUCAGAGAAGAACCCAUACUCAAAGCAAGAGGCCAAGGCCUAACUUUUCUGUUGUGUGUAGCAUUCUAGGAUAUUUCAAUAUUUAAUGUGGAGACACCCUGCAGGAAAUGACCAUUUCUUCAAAUUGUUUUAACAAUUCAGUCCACAAAAAGCAGCCAUUGUGAUCCCUUCAUUUCUAUUAUCACCAGGAGAGACCAAUAACAAAGUGAAUGGACAGCAGAAGUUUCUCAGUUUUUCUCUUUCUACUUUAAAAGGAAGUAAUUGUUUAUGUUAAGUUUUUAACUUAUUUCUGGGUUUAAAUGCUUAUACAAGUAUUUGUUGACAGCAGCUGUAUGUUUCUUGAUUUUACAUGCAUAUUAACAUUGUCUAAGACUUAGGUAGGACACAACUGUGACUAACAUUUGUAUACAGACACUGACUGGAAAUGUAUGCAGAAAGAUCACCAACAUGCAGUUCUAAAUGUGUUUUUAGGCUUGCUAACUCUAUAUAUUUAGAUGAAUGAACAGUGUUUGUUAAUUGUAUAACAUGUGAAAUAAUGGGACAGCGAUGUCCUGUUUUGUAAAUAUUGUUUAGCUAUAGGUCAGUGCACUCUGUUGAGUCUGCUGGGUUUUCGAUAACCAAAAUAAAGAGAGAAUUUAAAAUA
This is a messenger RNA of Biomphalaria glabrata, 3093 nucleotides long. RefSeq names its product NADH-ubiquinone oxidoreductase 75 kDa subunit, mitochondrial-like. The transcript has 19 exons. Gene Ontology annotation, cellular component: membrane. Gene Ontology annotation, biological process: ATP synthesis coupled electron transport. Gene Ontology annotation, molecular function: iron-sulfur cluster binding; NADH dehydrogenase (ubiquinone) activity. NCBI's taxonomy places the organism in Eukaryota, Metazoa, Mollusca, Gastropoda, Planorbidae. The coding region runs from base 277 to 2493 and encodes 738 amino acids. The record is from RefSeq and is a predicted model, not a curated record.